Molecule: messenger RNA, 2154 nt
Organism: Ilex paraguariensis (yerba mate)
Lineage: Eukaryota; Viridiplantae; Streptophyta; Magnoliopsida; Aquifoliales; Aquifoliaceae
Source: the annotation of a GenBank genome assembly
AUGGGGAUUCAUAUUCUUCCUCUCUUCUGUUAUCUUUUUGUGGAAACCUUGUCUUACAGUGAAAUCUCCGUGGCAACUGACAUGCUAAGGCAAUUUCAGGCAAUUAGUGAUGUCGAUAAUGGAACUCUAGUCUCUGUGGGAAAAGUGUUUCAGCUUGGCUUCUUCGCUCCUGGAAAUUCCAAUAGAAGGUACUUGGGUAUAUGGUACAACAUCCCAAGUCAAACCGUUGUCUGGGUAGCAAACAGAGAUAACCCACUUGAUGAUUCAUCAGGGGUUCUAAGGAUUGAAAAUGAUGGAAAUUUGGUUCUUCUUGACCAAACAGAAAGAGUAGUUUGGUCAACCAAUACUGUGAAUUUAUCAUCAAAAAAUAUUGUUGCACAACUCUUGGACACAGGAAAUCUUGUUUUGAGAGAUGAGAGGAAUGGAAACAGUGAGAAUUAUGUUUGGCAAAGCUUUGAUCAUCCUUGCCAUGCCAUGCUAGCAGGCAUGAAAUUGGGAUGGGACUUAAGAAUCGGUUUGAAUCGGUACCUUACAUCAUGGAAGAGUGCAGAUGAUCCUUCUCCUGGAGACUUCUCUUAUGGAAUAGAAAUUCAAGGACUAGCACAAAUAGUCCUUCGGAAGGGUAGUGUAAAGAUGUUCCGGUCAGGGCCGUGGAAUGGAGUGGAAUUCAAUGGGAUCACUGUUUCAUCCAACCUUCCCUUCAUUCCCAAGGUCAUCAAUAAUUCAGAAGAGAUGUAUUUUCAAUUUAGUCUCUCCAAUGAAUCCACUCUAACAAUGUCAGAGCUAAGCUACUCUGGGGCACUUCAACGUCUUGUAUGGGACAAUAGUUACCUUAGAUGGCAUGUCAUGAGUUCUCUGCCACGCGAUCAAUGUGAAAGCUAUAGUCAGUGUGGUCCUAAUGCUAUUUGUACAGUUAGUGAUGCUCGCAUUUGCAGCUGUUUGACUGGAUAUAUGCCUAAAUUUCCUCAAGAUUGGGAGAUGCUAAUUUGGGGUGGUGGGUGCAUUCGGAACUCCCCAUUGAAUUGUUCUUCCGGAGAAGGAUUUAUAGAACUUGAAGGUGUUAAAAUGCCCGAUUUGUUGCAGUUUUUGGUGGUGCCCAGUUUGCCCCUUGAGGAAUGUAGAUUGGAGUGUUUAAAGAAUUGCUCUUGCACUGCUUAUGCUAAUUCAGGUGCUACUGGAGGGGGAACUGGUUGCUUGCUCUGGUUUGCGGACCUCAUUGAUAUGAAGAAACUGACACUAUCUGGUAGCCAGAAGCUUUAUAUUCGGGCUGGAGCUUCAGACCUAGUGUCAACAUCAGAUUCCAACAAGAAAAAGAUGGUAGUGGUAGUCCUGACGAUAAGUGCAACAAUUGCAGUGGUGUUUGUCAUUGCCUCUUGUAUCAUUUGGAAGCUGAUCUUACCUCUAUGUACACUACCAGUAUCCAACACUCAAGCAGGGGAUGAGGAAAACCCAGAAUUGCCUAUCAUCAACAUGGACACUAUUGCAGAAGCAACUAAUAAUUUUGCUCAUGCAAACAAGAUUGGAGAGGGAGGGUUUGGACCUGUUUACAAGGGAAUGCUAACAACCGGUCAAGAGAUUGCAGUGAAGAGGCUCUCAGAGAAUUCUUGUCAAGGUCUCAAUGAAUUCAAAAAUGAGGUCAUGUUGAUCUCUAAACUCCAGCAUCGAAAUCUGGUUAGGAUUUUGGGUUGUUGCAGUCAUGGAGCAGAGAGAAUGCUAGUUUAUGAGUACAUGCCUAAUGGAAGCCUGGACUUAUUUAUUUUUGGUGAUACAAAAAACACAAGAAAUAAUCUUCUUGUAUGGAGGAGGCGCUUUCAUAUUAUUGUGGGAAUUGCUCAGAGCAACCCAGAUGAUGCUGAAUCUGCACUGGCUGGAAGAAUUUGGUCGGUGAAUGAGGCGACUUGUAGCUUUGUGUCUUCAAUUGCUGAAGCAAAUGAUGAUAUGAUUGGCAUCAACAGAUGCCAUGCUAAGUCGACACCGAUUAAUCAAAUCAUAGCCGCACCCUAUAAUCUGCAGGAAGAAUUCUCACCCUGGCUUCUUCAGUCCCAGCAAUUUGAAGAACUGGGGUAUGCUAACACCCCAACUCAAAACCUUUCUGAAAUUCUACGUCAUUUCCCAAAUUCUGCUAUGAGCAAUAACUUUGUGCACCAAGUAUAA